GGAGCGAAGCCCGUCGCCGGGUUUGAAGUGGCGCGGGGCAGGCGGGCGGGGGCUCUGGCUACGGCCUGAUCCUUCUCUGCUGGGGGCCCAUCGGUGCCCCGCACCUUUAGUCCUCCCAGAGCCUGGGACUCGGGCGUUGUCCCUUCGCCCGCCUAGGUUAGGCCUGCCCAGCCUUGUCGGGAGGGACGUGUGGGCCUGGCCGGGCAGGAGCCGAAGCUCAGAGAACGAGAGGGAGGCCGAAGCCGUAGCUCGUUGCUCCCCGAGCCUCACCGCUGUGUCAUCUCGCUCGCUCUCUCUUUUUCUUUUUCUUUUCCUUCCUUUUCUCUUUUUCCUUUUUCCUUUUUUUUCUGGGCAGUCUCAAGUUGCGUUGUGAUUGGAAGGGGGGAGAGAGAGGCAGCUAAAACUGCACCGAAAUGGCCACAGAGCUCGACUUUCUGAGAGACCAAAAUCAAAGACUAAAUGCAGUACUUAGGCGAUAUCAAAUGGAAAAUCUGUCCAAAUAUUCACCUGAACAGAAAACUGUCUUACAAGGAGAUGGAGAUGACACACUAGAAGCCACUAUGGCUGACAGAAGCUUUUUAGCUCCUCUUAUUGCUGAGUAUGAUAAACAUCUAGAAGAGGUGAACAGGCAACUAGAAUAUUAUCAGAUACAGGUUGGGGAGAUGAAAUUACAACUUGAAAAUGUCACUAAGGAAAACGAGAGGUUGCAUGGUGAACUAAAAGAAGCUGUCGAAAAGCAGUUAGAGGUCCUUCCUUUUGGUACUUUAUUGGGCACUGAUGUGUUUACAGAUGAAGAAAUGGUCAGGAACCUACAAGAGCAGUUACAACUAGCUAAUCAAGAGAAAAACCAGGCUGUGGAACUCUGGCAGACAGUGUCACAGGAGUUAGACAGACUACAGAAACUCUAUCAAGAUCAUAUGACUGAUACUCAAAUUUAUGUAGUUGAAAGACAAAAACAAAAGGAUCAGCUGACUAACUUUAAGCAACUGACACAACAACUUCAUGUAGCUAAUGAGAACAUAGAAAUGACUAACCAACAGUUCCUGAAAACAGUAACUGAACAGAAUGUGGAAAUUGAGCAACUACGCAAACAACUUAGACAAGCCAAAUUAGAUCUCAGAGUUGCUACAGCAAAAGUGGAAGAAAUGACCAAAUUAGUCGAAGAUCUUCAAGGACAGAUGCAAAAGAAGGUAGAAGAUAUGGAAUCUGCCCAAGGAAGAGAGGAAGCAUCAGACAGGCGGUUACACCAGUUACAAUCUAGUAUAAAACAGCUAGAAACAAGGUUAUGUGUAACAAUCCAAGAAGCUGACCAACUAAGAACAGAAAAAACUAAUCUAGAAAAACAGACAAAAGAGCUUCAAGUAAAAUUUGCUGACUUAGCAAAUGAGAAGUAUGAAGCAAUUGUAAGAGCCAGAAACAGCAUGCAACUCUUAGAAGAAGCUAACCUUCAGAAAAAUCAGGCAUUGCUUGAAGAGAAACAAAAAGAAGAAGAAAUUGAGAAAAUGAAAGAAACAAUUUCUCAACUUGUACAAGAAGCUGCUAUGCGAACCAGGAAAGAAGUGGCAAAUACAAGAAAACAGUAUAAUUUACAGAUUUCUCAGUUAGCAGAAGAACUUUCAGCCCUUCAAAUGGAAUGUGGAGACAAACAGGGGCAAAUUGAACGGGCCAUUAGGGAAAAGCGGGCAGUGGAAGAAGAACUGGAAAAGAUUUACCGAGAAGGCAGAGGAAAUGAAGAUGAUUAUAGGAAACUAGAAGAAAUGCACCAAAGGUGCUUAAUUGCAGAACGUGCCAAGGAUGAUCUUCAGUUAAGACUUAAGACAGCACAAAACAGAAUUAAACAACUUGAGAUAAAUUCUGAAGAAGAGAUGUCACGUAGCCAGGAAAGGAUUCAAAAGCUUCAGAGUGUUUUAGAGUCUGAAAGAGAGAACUGUGGCACUGUCAGCGAACAAAGGCUGAAACUUCAGCAAGAAAAUGAACAGUUGCAAAAAGACACUGAGGAUUUGAGAAAAAUUGCUUUGGAGGCUCAACAAAAAGCCAAAUUAAAGAUCAGCACAAUGGAGCAUGAAUUUUCAGUAAAGGAGCAUGGAUAUGAAAUUCGUUUGAGAGAGCUGGAAGAUAGUAAUCGUAAUUCCACUGUUGAAUUGAGACGUUUGUUAGUAGCUCAACAGAAAGCAACCAACCGGUGGAAAGAUGAAACAAAAAAGAUAACAGAAGCUGCAGAAACUAGGAUCAGCAACUUAAAAAGUGAGCUGAAUCGACAGAAACUUCAUACCCAAGAAUUGCUUUCUCAGCUGGAAACAGCAAAUGAAAAGGUAGUUGAGAAUGAAAAGAUAAUUAUGGAACAUCAAGAAAAAACCAACAGACUUCAAAGACGCCUGAGUCAGGCAGAACAAAGAGCAGCUUCAGCCUCUCAGCAGCUCAGUGUGAUUACAGUACAGAGAAGAAAAGCAGCCUCCAUGAUGGAUCUGGAAAAUAUUUAAAAAUAUGCCAUCGUUCAUUCACAUCCUUUUAGAGUUGGGAAAGCUGUCAGAGUAGCUGUAUAUUGGAAUGGGAAAGCCUGAAGCAUAUGCUUAGGCUUGUGUCAUUGUACAUAAGCAGUUUCCUAUUUGGGGGGAUGGGAAAGCCAAACAGUGACAUCUUCACAGUAAGUAAAGGAAAUAGACUACAAAAACAUAGUCCCCUAAUGAACUUCAGUGGAGAAUAAAGCCAUCUCAGAAGAGUUCAUUCAUUUCAUGAAACUGUAUAUUUGUUUACUUGCCUUUUUCCCCUCUAAAAAUCCAAAGUGUUAUUUAUAACUCUAAUCAUGAAAAAAUGAUAUUGAGAAAAUGCUAGAAGCUUAAUACUUCUACCUUCAAGAAUUUCUGGACUUCACAACUGAUCAUAACUUCUAAUCAAUUUUCAUAUUUCCUAAAUGUCCAUUUUCUAUAGUGAACUCUUCGAAUUGUAAUAAAUUUUCCUUUUUCUAAAAUGAUGCUGUCAUACAUCUUGAUAUGUAAUUGGGAUAAUUUUGUUAUAGUUCUGACUCAUUUCUGGUAUUUCUAGGACUUGCCUUGGGAUUUUUAGGAUUUGUGACUGUUAUCCAAAGGAAUAGUGAUCAAUUGAGCUCAUGUUCUAAAAUGACUUAAUCGUUUAAAUUUCAGUUAUGUUGAUAUUUAAAACCUUUGCAUUUCUUAUUCCAUUUACUACUUUGUAAUUGUUCUAGGAUUCUGUUUUUAUCGAAGUACUUCCUGGUUACUAUAUUUCUGAAAGUUCAUACAUUUUCAUUUGCAGUUUGGUAACACUGCAAGUUAUACAGUGAGACACCAGAAUUGAUAUUGCUAUAUCACUUCAGUUUUCAUAGAUCUUAGGUUAUAUUUUGUAUCUAAACAAAAUAAGCAUUCUGAAUCCUUUAAAUCAAUCACUUUGGCCUUAUAACUCUGAAAAUGGAUUGGCAUAAAAUGUCAUAAGAGAAAUUAGAUUGCCUACUCGAUGUAACAGAAAGAACAUGCCUAAACCAUUCACAAAACCUGACAUUGGUCUAAGUUUUGGAUUGGGAGUUUGAAUUCUAAAUCCAGAUAUGCUGUCUUUCUUUUCUUCUUAGUUUUCACCCUUCUGAUGCCUGUUUUCCCUAUUGGUAUUUCUAAAAACUUGUUUUGAAAUCAUAAAUUCUGCUUUUAUUCUCACAAUAACAUUUAUUUUGUAUACUCCUUUCAGAAAGAGGAGACGAUGAGGAUACUAACAGGAGAGAGAAAAAGGAAAUGAAAUGAAAAUGAAAUGGAGACACACAAAUAGUUCAUUUUAUUUAUUCAUGUUACUUUAUUGUGUCUCCCUCAAUGAAGAAAGAAGAUAUGAUUCCCUCCUUUUCCUCUAUAUAUGAAUAAUCAGAUCAGAAUAACCAGCAGACUUCUGAAUAAUCUCCCUCCUGAAGCCACAUGAUAUUUCUACACUAAGUAUGAAAUAUCUUAUUUAUCUAUAUGCCAUCCAUCAAAUGUUGGCAGUAAUAUGUACAUUUCACAAACAUCACGUGCUGUCAGGCCAAGAAACAGUGGGAAAACAAUUCCUAUGUUUUACUGUAAAAUCUAAUUUUGAACUGUGACACAUUUUUUCUCCUUACUAGCAAGUCACUGGUGAGCCAUUUUUCUAAAUUCACAUUUGACAAUGAUUGUUAUCUAUCUAGCUAGCUAUCUUAUCUAUAUAUUUGACAAUUUUAAAAAAUUAAAUCAAAGAUGCCAUACAGAGACGUACUCAUAGCCUCUGUCCUUACAGACCUAUUGGGAUUUAUAGCAUUUGUGGCAGUUAGCAUUAGAGUUGCUGCUUCUUGGCACAUGUAAGUACUUAAUAAAUGUUUGUGGAUUGAUAAGUUGUUUCAUCCUGGUAAGCUGGGUGAUGAAUUAGAAAGAAUAUUGGCCUGCAAGUCAGAAAUCCUAGAACUGAGUCUUAGAUCCUUCUUCUCUUCCCUCCCCCCAAGAACUUUGUGACCUGCGACCUUGAAAAGUCACUUAACUUUUCUGAACCUCCUACAGCACAGACAUCAUCCAGUGAAGCAACACCUGUGGAGAAGGGCCAGCCAUAUUUAUCAACAUCAGACCUCCCUCUACCUGCAGGGCAGACAAGACCUGUAUAGCUGAAGCAAACGGGCACUCUGAAAGAGAUGGGAAACACAUCGGGCAGGCAGACAGGCAGACAGAUAACACUUGUUAUGUGCCAGAACUGUGCUAAGUGCUUAAUAUAUAAAUAGAAGCAAAAAAAAAAGUGUCUGUGCUCUAGGAGCUUAUUUUCUAAUAAGAGAAAAAAACACAUCAAAAGAAACUGAAAAAUUGGGUGAAAAAUCAAAAACAUAGCCGAGGAGGGGAAGGAAGCAUUGCCAAGCCUAGCCCCAAAAUAGAGACUCCUAAAAUAUGAGAAGGGAACUGGGAUGGAAGAGGGAUGUUUCGAGAUGAGAAGGCAGCUGAGUCAUGGUACCAAGUCCAGAGAGUCAGAAGCACAUUCAGGCAAGCUAAACCACCACAUCACGCUACUGACAAACUGCCAUCAACAAACAGCUGCUGUAAGGCGCUGCCUCCUUGACAGCCACAUCUACUGAAGAUCCAUAAAAGAAUGUUCUUGUCACCAAAGUCCUUGACACUGUCAAAUGGUUCAGCAUCAGAACUGGAUGUGGCUUAUUAAUCAGUGGAAAUGACAUUAAAGAAGAUGCAUUACCAUCUGCUUUGCUGUACCCUAAAAACCAUGGGCCAUUUCCAUCUGACUCGCAACUGAAACCACCUAUAUAUGAUGUCUUCUCCAAUAAAAUGUGAGCUCCUUGAGAGUA
Messenger RNA from Phascolarctos cinereus (koala), 5287 nucleotides. RefSeq names its product sodium channel and clathrin linker 1 (gene SCLT1). Gene Ontology annotation, cellular component: centriole. The record is from RefSeq and is a predicted model, not a curated record. NCBI's taxonomy places the organism in Eukaryota, Metazoa, Chordata, Mammalia, Diprotodontia, Phascolarctidae. Gene Ontology annotation, biological process: cilium assembly; clustering of voltage-gated sodium channels.